GUUAAGGGUAUAAUGGAGUUGUUUGCUGGGUGCCGUGGAGCGUCCCGGUCAUUGCGCCGUUCCGUUCCAUCGGCGAUGCAGUUUUUCCUCCUUUUUUCCUGCUUUUCAGUUGCAGGUAUUUUUGCUUUGCAGAUCUCUGCGGAGCACGGCGAAACAGAGACGUAUAGCGAGCUACGCAGCAAGGGAAAUGAUCCUACUGAGCAAGUGCAGGGCGAGGAGUACGACCCCAUUGAGCAGGUACAGGGCGAGGAGUACGACCCCAUUGAGCAGGUACAGGGCGAGGAGUACGACCCCAUUGAGCAGGUGCAAGGCGAGGAGUACGACCCUAUUGAGCAGGUACAGGGCGAGGAGUACGACCCUAUUGAGCAGGUACAGGGUGAGGAGUAUGACCCUAUUGAGCAGGUACAGGGUGAGGAGUAUGACCCUAUUGAGCAGGUACAGGGCGAGGAGUAUGACCCUAUUGAGCAGGUACAGGGCGAGGAGCACGACCCCAUUGAGCAGGGCGAGGAGCAUGACCCCAUUGUGCAGGGCGAGGAGCACGACCCCAUUGUGCAGGGCGAGGAGCACGACCCCAUUGUGCAGGGCGAGGAGCACGACCCCAUUGUGCAGGGCGAGGAGCACGACCCCAUUGUGCAGGGCGAGGAGCACGACCCCAUUGUGCAGGGCGCGGAGCACGACCCCAUUGUGCAGGGCGAGGAGCACGACCCCAUUGUGCAGGGCGAGGAGCACGACCCUAUUGAGCAGGUGCAGGGCGAGGAGCACGACCCCAUUGUGCAGGGCGAGGAGCACGACCCCAUUGUGCAGGGCGAGGAGCACGACCCCAUUGUGCAGGGCGAGGAGCACGACCCCAUUGUGCAGGGCGAGGAGCACGACCCCAUUGUGCAGGUGCAGGGCGAGGAGCACGACCCCAUUGUGCAGGGCGAGGAGCACGACCCCAUUGAGCAGGGUGAGGAGUACGACCCCAUUGAGCAGGUACAGGGAGAGGAGUAUGACCCCAUUGAGCAUGUACAGGGCGAGGAGCACGACCCCAUUGAGCAGGUGCAAGGGGAGGAGUACGACCCUAUUGAGCAGGUGCAAGGCGAGGAGAACGACCCUAUUGAGCAGGUGCAAGGCGAGGAGUACGACCCUAUUGUGCAGGGCGAGGAGCACGACUCCAUUGUGCAGGGCGAGGAGCACGACCCCAUUGUGCAGGGCGAGGAGCACGACCCCAUUGUGCAGGGCGAGGAGCACGACCCUAUUGAGCAGGUGCAGGGCGAGGAGCACGACCCCAUUGUGCAGGGCAAGGAGCACGACCCCAUUGAGCAGGGCGAGGAGCACGACCCCAUUGUGCAGGGCGAGGAGCACGACCCUAUUGAGCAGGUGCAGGGCGAGGAGCACGACCCCAUUGUGCAGGGCGAGGAGCACGACCCCAUUGUGCAGGGCGAGGAGCACGACCCCAUUGUGCAGGGCGAGGAGCACGACCCUAUUGAGCAGGUGCAGGGCGAGGAGCACGACCCUAUUGAGCAGGUGCAGGGCGAGGAGCACGACCCCAUUGAGCAGGUGCAGGGCGAGGAGCACGACCCCAUUGAGCAGGUGCAGGGCGAGGAGCACGACCCCAUUGAGCAGGGCGAGGAGCACGACCCCAUUGAGCAGGGCGAGGAGCACGACCCCAUUGAGCAGGUGCAAGGUGAGGAGCACGACCCCAUUGUGCAGGGCGAGGAGCACGACCCCAUUGUGCAGGGCGAGGAGCACGACCCCAUUCAGCAAGUUGAGGAGAUACACAGUGAGGAAAAUGUUCCGGUUCAACCUCCAAUACAACCAAGGCCUUACCCUCUAAAGUUUAUUCCGCCUUACGGCAUCCCAGUGCCUGUCACUCCCUUUCCUUUCAAGCUGCUUAGCCCUCGGGUGAUCCCUGUCAAUGCGCCCGUGCCGCCUGAGCUCCAAAAGGUCAUGAAUCCCAAGCCUGUUCUUAUGCCCCGGCCGCUACCCAUUAGUCUUGCUGCAGCGGUCCGCGUGUUGUGCAGCGAAAACAAAAUGUACGUGAGGGUAAGGACUGACCUGUACGGAUUCAAGUGUAAAGCAGGCCAGUUGACUCUGGGGACCAACUGCAGAAGCAAUGGAGUCUCUGGUGGGUAUCUUCUCUUUACAUACGGCCUCGAAGAAUGUGGAAGCCAGGCGUCUGUGGAAGCUGGACAGUUGGUCUACAAGAACGUCCUUAAAUAUGUGCCAUCUGUGCAAAACAGUACAAUUCGGAGAUCUAUGCCAUUCACUGUACCCCUUCAGUGUCGUUACUAUAGGUGCAUGGUGGACAGCAAGUAUGAAACCUGUAGCUCCCAUUUUGUGCCUCCCAGAACCAACAAUACAAUCAAUUUAAUUGUUGAUGCUUUCCAGUUCAACACGCUGUCCCCUCUGGAAAUAAUCCUCCAUUCUAUUCCCAAUGUAAACAAGUACUACAUGCACUGCACAAUGGUGGUAACGAGCAACAGCAUGGUAACGCAGAGUACCAAAUCUUGCCACUAUGAUAAGAACGUGAACAGGUGGGUGGAACUUGAAGUUACUAAGAGCACCAUAAGCAGCGAUGCCCUGCUGGUCCUUGAAAAGCAGGGAGGUGACGACGGGGAGAGGAAGACUGGCGCGGCCAUUCUUGAACUGGAGGAGGACUUGCUGUCUUCCGAAGGCGUGUCCAAAGAGGAUCGGGAGGCACUGUCUCCAGAGGACGAUGCCUUUGAUGAGAAUGACUAUAACAGGCUUUUGGAUGUUGAGGCAGAAGGCAAUGACAAUUCUGAUGAUCCUAACCAGCAUUUGGAAGGUACCUAUGAUGCCUCCAAGGUGCCAGAGCACAGUGACACUGAGAACUAUGAGGGGGCUGGGGAGCCUGGUCACUUCGAAGAGGCGGAUGAGUGGAGGGCUCUGUCUGCAGAGGAAGCCGGUGGUAACUGA
Acipenser ruthenus (sterlet) is the source of this 2919-nucleotide messenger RNA. RefSeq names its product probable serine/threonine-protein kinase kinX. Gene Ontology annotation, cellular component: extracellular matrix. Gene Ontology annotation, molecular function: acrosin binding. The transcript has 11 exons. The record is from RefSeq and is a predicted model, not a curated record. Bases 13 to 2919 code for a protein of 968 amino acids. Lineage: Eukaryota; Metazoa; Chordata; Actinopteri; Acipenseriformes; Acipenseridae. Gene Ontology annotation, biological process: egg coat formation; binding of sperm to zona pellucida; positive regulation of acrosome reaction.